AAGUAACAAAAAGAAAAUAUUAUGUUACUGGCUGAAGGGGGGAAGUAAAAAGCUGCAGGACGGAGUUGUUUGGACGUUGUGGACGUGUGGGUAUCUGAUAUUGCGCCUCCGAUUUGAAUGCCAUCUAGUUAACACAAACCAGGAACUAUGAAUGGACAGGUUUUUCAUGUGCUUGGGCCAAUCCUGCUAACCCUUCUGCUGACGACUGUCCCAGUUGUUCAGAGCGGGAAUGUUCUUGUCUUUCCUGUGGAUGGCAGUCAUUGGGUCAACAUGAACAUCUUGAUUAAAGCACUUCAUGCCAAAGGUCACAAUGUUACAGUCAUUCGGAUGGCAGACAGCUGGUACAUCAAAGAAUUCUCUCCUCACUACACAUCAAUCAGUCUCAAGUCUAAUGGAGGAUUUGGUGAAGAAUUCCUGGAGACAUUUGUAUCCAGACUUAUGGAGAUUCUGAGGGAGGGUUCGAUCUGGGCUCGCCUGAAUCUGGAGAUAGAGAUGUGGGAAAGUUCUUUGAAGAUGAUUAAAAUGGAAAGUGAGAUGAUAGUCAACAUGUUUGAAGACCAGCAGCUAAUGCAGUCCUUAAAAGAUGCCAAAUAUGAUUUGAUUCUUACAGAUCCAGCCAUGUAUGGAGGAGUCAUAUUGGGCCAUUAUCUCAAACUGCCCAUUGUCUACAAUGUCCGUUGGACAAUGUUUAGUGAAGGUCAUUUUGCAAUAGCUCCUUCACCACUUUCUUAUGUUCCUUUUCCAAUGCUGGAGUUAUCAGACCGCAUGAGCUUUUUUCAAAGAGUGAAGAAUGUUUUGAUGUACAUCAUAACUGAAACACAAGUUGCUUUCCUGAUUGGUCCAACUUAUAAUGCAAUUUGUGAACGGUUCAUUGGCCCAGGAACAUCCUACUUUUCUUUAAUUCAGAGUGCUGAUCUGUGGCUCCAUAGAGUUGAUUUUGUUUUUGAAUUCCCGCGUCCCACUAUGCCAAACAUCGUUUACAUGGGAGGUUUUCAGUGCAAGCCAUCAAAGCCUCUUCCACAAGAUCUGGAGGACUUUGUGCAGAGCUCUGGAGAGCAUGGUGUCAUCAUCAUGUCUCUGGGCACUCUCAUUGGUCAGCUUCCUGAUGAUGUGGCAGAGGCAAUUGCUGAAGCUUUUGCAGAGCUUCCACAGAAGAUCAUCUGGAGGUACAAAGGAAAGAGACCAUCUGCACUAGGGAACAACACCUUAAUGAUGGACUGGAUGCCUCAGAAUGAUCUUCUGGGUCAUCCUAAGACCAGAGCCUUUGUGGCACAUGGAGGAACCAAUGGAAUUCAAGAAGCCAUCUACCACGGGGUGCCAAUCAUUGGAUUUGGGCUGAUUUUUGACCAGCCUGAUAAUCUUUCUAAAAUGAGAGUAAAGGGUGUAGCCAAGAAUGUAGACUUUGCCACAGUGGAUAAGGACUCCUUCCUUAAAACUGUCAAAGAGGUCCUUUAUGAGCCCUCUUAUCGGGAGAACAUGCAGAGGCUCUCCAGGCUUCACAAGGACGUCCCAGUGAAGCCUCUGGACAAUGCCAUCUUCUGGAUUGAGUUUGUUAUGAGGCACAAAGGUGCCGCUCACUUGCGCACAGAGUCGUACAAAAUGCCCUGGUACUCUUAUCACUCUGUUGAUGUCAUGCUGUUCCUGCUUUCUGCUGUGUCACUCAUAAUCAUGACUAUAUAUGCAGUUAUCAGAUAUUUCUGUUGUAGAGUAUGUUUUAGAAGAACAAAGAACAAACUUGAAUGACUUUGCUUUUUUAUUUUUACUCAGGUCAGACAUUUCCUGUAUAUUAAUGACCAAAGCUUUCAAUCAAUAUGAUUUUCAUUUCAAAUGGUGAUCUAUAGAUGUUGAUUUUUUGGUUUGUGCACAUUUAUAUUGUUUUAGAACAUAUUCUAUAUUUCAUAUUUGAAUUAUGCCAGCUCUAAAAUGCUUUUUAUUUCUAUAACAAAUACAAAAUUAGAAAUAAGAAUUUCAUUGUACCUGGUACAUAUACAAAUAAAUAUCUUGAACUCUUGAAUAAACUUGUGAUUUUAGUAUCA
Messenger RNA from Megalobrama amblycephala (Wuchang bream), 2036 nucleotides. Its product is annotated as UDP-glucuronosyltransferase 2C1-like. Gene Ontology annotation, molecular function: UDP-glycosyltransferase activity. Lineage: Eukaryota; Metazoa; Chordata; Actinopteri; Cypriniformes; Xenocyprididae. Bases 148 to 1743 code for a protein of 531 amino acids. The transcript has 3 exons. The record is from RefSeq and is a predicted model, not a curated record.